Zingiber officinale is the source of this 1697-nucleotide messenger RNA. Its product is annotated as phosphatidylserine decarboxylase proenzyme 1, mitochondrial-like. Lineage: Eukaryota; Viridiplantae; Streptophyta; Magnoliopsida; Zingiberales; Zingiberaceae. Gene Ontology annotation, biological process: phosphatidylethanolamine biosynthetic process. Bases 43 to 1392 code for a protein of 449 amino acids. Gene Ontology annotation, molecular function: phosphatidylserine decarboxylase activity. The transcript has 12 exons. Gene Ontology annotation, cellular component: mitochondrion. The record is from RefSeq and is a predicted model, not a curated record.
GCAGUCGAGAAAGCUGGAGUCCCGGGUGAGUCACCCCUAGUGAUGAAUUUUAGGGUUCCUCCAACUCCAAGACUGCCACUCGAUUUUCAUCACCAAAGAUUCGUCUUCCGUGGACAUCGCUUUCCUCGAUGGUUCCAUCCGACUUUUCUUCUACGAAAAGUUUCGGUGCGUUCAUCAUCAUUUAGCGCGGCAAGCUCAACAAGCGGCGGCGGCGGCGGCAGCGGCAACGAAGGCAACGUUCUUUUGAUUCCUGGUGCGACAAUAGCAACACUUCUUAUGUUUGGUUUUCUGCAUGCUCGGCGCAUGUAUGACGACAGAAAGGUUCAAGACAUGAAGCAGAGAGGAAUAGAGCCGGAAUUUUCACCUGAUGCAAAGGCUGCUUUUUUGAGACUUUUACCUUUGCGUUCUAUUUCACGCCUAUGGGGAAACUUGACGAGUGUGGAAAUUCCAGCUUGGAGUCGACCUUUUAUCUACAAGGCAUGGGCUAGAGCAUUUCAUUGUGAUUUGGAUGAAGCAUCUUUGCCGUUGGAAAAAUAUGCUUCUCUUCAGGAUUUUUUUGUUCGCUCACUGAAAGAAGGUACACGACCUAUUGAUCCAGACCCGAAAUCUAUGGUUAGUCCUGUGGAUGGUAAAGUAUUGCGCCUUGGAGAGCUCAAAGGAACAGGUUGUAUGAUUGAACAAGUCAAAGGUUUCUCAUAUUCUGCUGUUUCACUUCUUGGUGCUAAUUCAACCAUUCAUGAAGCUGCAAAUGAGGAUGGAAAUAAGAAAUAUCCUCUGCAGAUAAGUGAAGAUUCAAGCAAGAAAUCUUGGUGGCAUGUAUCAUUUGCUUCUCCAAAAGUGCGCAAUCCUGUGACAAGCCCAAAGAAAGGCAUCUACUAUUGUGUGAUAUAUUUGAAUCCUGGAGACUAUCAUCGUGUCCACUCGCCAGUUGACUGGAAGAUUCUUUCACGUCGUCAUUUCUCAGGCCAUCUGUAUCCUACAAAUGAACGAGCUAUACGCACAAUCAGAAACUUGCACAUUGAGAAUGAAAGGGUUGUUCUUGAAGGUCAAUGGAAUGAAGGCUUUCUAGCAAUUGCUGCAAUAGGUGCUACAAAUGUUGGAUCAAUCAAACUCCUUAUUGAACCAGAGUUGAGGACAAACCAGCCAAAGACAAAGUUGUUUCCAUCAAGCUCACCAGAUGAGCGAGUAUAUGACCCUCCAGGAGUCGGCUUGACGGUCAAGAAAGGGGAAGAGAUAGCAGCAUUCAAUAUGGGUUCAACUGUGAUACUUGUUUUUCAAGCUCCAGUAUCAGAAUUAUCAGAAAGCAACUGCAUUUCAGAUUUUAAGUUUUCUGUUGGGGUUGGGGACAGGAUCAGGGUUGGAGAAGCUAUUGGGAGGUGGGGAAAUUGUUAGUGCAGUUAAUCUGUACGAAACUUUCUUGGGCUCACCAGUUAUAUUUCUUUCUGGUAUCAUAUUUAACGUAAUUUUUUUGAGGGGAAAUUGGAGUCGGAAGAUCAUUUGAAACAGAUUUUUAAUCAUAUUUGGUUUUAAUCAUUUGAAAUCAUCUAAUCAUCUAAUCAUACAUGUGCCUAAAGUAAGCUUGUAAUCAUCUAAUCAUAUUUUAACAUUAAAUUUUUAUUAGAAUUUAAAAUUGUAUAUGAUGGUUAUAUUUGUAUUUGACUCCUUGAUUUUGUUUACUUUGAAUAUUUAUUUGGUUA